Messenger RNA from Chlorocebus sabaeus (green monkey), 2142 nucleotides. RefSeq names its product nuclear factor, interleukin 3 regulated (gene NFIL3). Gene Ontology annotation, molecular function: DNA binding; DNA-binding transcription factor activity. Gene Ontology annotation, cellular component: nucleus. NCBI's taxonomy places the organism in Eukaryota, Metazoa, Chordata, Mammalia, Primates, Cercopithecidae. The record is from RefSeq and is a predicted model, not a curated record. Gene Ontology annotation, biological process: regulation of DNA-templated transcription; immune response; transcription by RNA polymerase II.
GCCUUGACAGUCUAGCGCGUAGACUUAAGAAGUCGCGGCUAGGUGCUCUUUUUCCCAUUUUUUUACGUCUCUUCCUUAGCCCGGGAAUUUGGGAGAGAAGACUAGCGUAUCCAGUUAGAGGCAGAAAUGACACUAAGCAGCUAUCAGCUCAAGAUCACAGAAGAGAUCCCGCGCGGUCGUCUCAAGCCCCAGCACCAAACGCCAGUGGGCGUCCCAGUGGGGCGCACCCGGAGCGCGGACCUUCACAUCCUCCGAGGAACGCCGCACCCGCGUGGCGGGGAUAACCACGGAGGCCCAGCUUCAUUCAAUAAGGAGCCUGAAGGAUUUAUCCCAGACAGUAGAACAAAAGGAAGAAUAUUGAUGGAUUUUAAACCAGAGUUUUUAAAGAGCUUGAGAAUACGGGGAAAUUAAUUUGUUCUCCUACACGCAUAUAUAGGGGAAGGUUGUUUCUGAUGCAGCUGAGAAAAAUGCAGACCAUCAAAAAGGAGCAGGCAUCUCUUGAUGCCAGUAGCAAUGUGGACAAGAUGAUGGUCCUUAAUUCUGCUUUAACGGAAGUGUCUGAAGACUCCACAACAGGUGAGGAGCUGCUUCUCAGUGAAGGAAGUGUGGGGAAAAACAAAUCUUCUGCCUGUCGGAGGAAACGGGAGUUCAUUCCCGAUGAAAAGAAAGAUGCUAUGUACUGGGAAAAAAGGCGGAAAAAUAAUGAAGCUGCCAAAAGAUCUCGUGAGAAGCGUCGACUGAAUGACCUGGUUUUAGAGAACAAACUAAUUGCACUGGGAGAAGAAAACGCCACUUUAAAAGCUGAGCUGCUUUCACUAAAAUUAAAGUUUGGUUUAAUUAGCUCCACAGCAUAUGCUCAAGAGAUUCAGAAACUCAGUAAUUCUACAGCUGUGUACUUUCAAGAUUACCAGACUUCCAAAUCCAAUGUGAGCUCAUUUGUGGACGAGCACGAACCCUCGAUGGUGGCAAGCAGUUGUAUUUCUGUUAUUAAACACUCUCCACAAAGCUCGCUGUCCGAUGUUUCCGAAGUGUCCUCGGUAGAGCACACGCAGGAGAGCUCUGUGCAGGGAAGCUGCAGAAGUCCUGAAAACAAGUUCCAGAUUAUCAAGCAAGAGCCGAUGGAAUUAGAGAGCUACACAAGGGAGACGAGAGAUGACCGAGGCUCUUACACAGCGUCCAUCUAUCAAAACUAUAUGGGGAAUUCUUUUUCUGGAUACUCACACUCUCCCCCACUACUGCAAGUCAACCGAUCCUCCAGCAACUCCCCGAGAACGUCGGAAACCGACGAUGGUGUGGUAGGAAAGUCAUCUGAUGGCGAAGAUGAGCAACAGGUCCCCAAGGGCCCCAUCCAUUCUCCAGUUGAACUCAAGCACGUGCAUGCAACGGUGGUUAAAGUUCCAGAAGUGAAUUCCUCUGCCUUGCCACACAAACUCCGGAUCAAAGCUAAAGCCAUGCAGAUCAAAGUAGAAGCCUUUGAUAAUGAAUUUGAGGCCACGCAAAAACUUUCCUCCCCUAUUGACAUGACAUCUAAAAGACAUUUUGAACUCGAAAAGCAUAGUGCCCCAAGUAUGGUACAUUCUUCUCUUACUCCUUUCUCAGUGCAAGUGACUAACAUUCAAGAUUGGUCUCUCAAAUCGGAGCACUGGCAUCAAAAAGAACUGAGUGGCAAAACUCAGAAUAGUUUCAAAACUGGAGUUGUUGAAAUGAAAGACAGUGGCUACAAAGUUUCUGGCCCAGAGAAUUUGUAUUUGAAGCAGGGGAUAGCAAACUUAUCUGCAGAGGUUGUCUCUCUGAAGAGACUUAUAGCCACACAACCAAUCUCUGCUUCAGACUCUGGGUAAAUUACUACUGAGUAAGAGCUGGGCAUUUAGAAAGAUGUCAUUUGCAAUAGAGCAGUCCGUUUUGUAUUAUGCUGAAUUUUCACUGGACCUGUGAUGUCAUUUCACUGUGAUGUGCACAUGUUGUCUGUUUGGUGUCUUUUUGUGCACAGAUGAUGAUGAAGAUUAGAUUGUGUUAUCACUCUGCCUGUGUAUAGUCUAAUAGUCCAUGCAAAGGCUGUAUAUAUUGAACAUUAUUUUUGUUGUUCUAUUAUAAAGUGUGUAAGUUACCAGUUUCAAUAAAGGAUUGGUGACAAACACAGAA